Messenger RNA from Nycticebus coucang (slow loris), 183 nucleotides. RefSeq names its product U6 snRNA-associated Sm-like protein LSm5. The coding region runs from base 1 to 183 and encodes 60 amino acids. Gene Ontology annotation, molecular function: RNA binding. NCBI's taxonomy places the organism in Eukaryota, Metazoa, Chordata, Mammalia, Primates, Lorisidae. The transcript has a single exon. The record is from RefSeq and is a predicted model, not a curated record. Gene Ontology annotation, biological process: mRNA splicing, via spliceosome. Gene Ontology annotation, cellular component: Lsm1-7-Pat1 complex; U6 snRNP; U4/U6 x U5 tri-snRNP complex.
AUGAAGAGCAAUAAAGAAACUGCUGGUCCUCUUGUAGAAUUUGAUGACUUUGUUAGUAUUGUACUAGAAGAUGUCCCUGAGUUUGAAACCACACCAGAAGGAAGCAUGACUAAAUUAAAUCCAACUCUGCUAAAUGGAAAUGAUAUAACAAUGCUGGUUUCUGGAGAAGGAUCUGAGGUAUAA